Lycium barbarum (goji berry) is the source of this 1534-nucleotide messenger RNA. RefSeq lists its product as uncharacterized. NCBI's taxonomy places the organism in Eukaryota, Viridiplantae, Streptophyta, Magnoliopsida, Solanales, Solanaceae. The record is from RefSeq and is a predicted model, not a curated record. The transcript is spliced from 8 exons. Bases 58 to 1170 code for a protein of 370 amino acids.
CACAGAGAGAGAGUUAAACACGGGAAAAGGGUGGGAAGAAAUAUCAAACUGCGAAUUAUGGGAGUUGAAAUUCGAGGAGGCAGCAAUCAUGAGAGUGCACCGGUGGUACUUGGACUUCAACCGUUUGCGUUAGUAGACCAUAUUGCUAAGGUUGAUUGGUCUCUUCUCUCCCACAUUCGCGGCGAACGUGGUGGCUCUUUCCCUGUUGCAGUUGGAGAGUUGAAGCAUAUACUCGACGAGCUUAACGCACAUAGCCUUCCUUCUACUGACAAUGAAUCUCUAUUGAAGACCAUAGCUGGAGGUAGUGUUGCAAAUACAAUUAGAGGUUUGGCUGCUGGCUUUGGGAUUAGUUGUGGGAUUAUUGGGGCAUGUGGCAAUGAUGAAGAAGGUGAACUAUUUAUGAGCAACAUGGGUUUUUACAAAGUGGAUAUCUCAAGAUUGAGAUUGAAGAAUGGAACUACAGCUCAGUGUGUUUGUCUGGUUGACGAAGAUGGCAAUCGUACCAUGCGUCCCUGUCUGUCUGGCUCUGUGAAAGUUCAGGCAGAUGAACUGAAAAGAGAGGACUUCAAAGGUUCCAAGUGGUUGGUACUGAGAUAUGCCAUACUGAAUGUAGAAGUUAUUAAGGCGGCCAUCAAAAUAGCAAAGGAAGAAGGCCUUUUUGUUUCGCUAGAUCUAGCUAGCUUUGAGAUGGUGAGGAAGUUUAAAUCACCUCUGAUUGAAUUAUUGGAGUCUGGAAACAUAGACCUUUGCUUUGCAAAUGAGGAUGAAGCAACUGAGCUGCUAAGUGGUGAAGACAAUGCAAAUCCUGAGGCAGCACUUGAAUUUCUGGCUAAACAUUGCAAGUGGGCUGUUGUAACCUUAGCCCAAAAAGGAUGCAUUGCCAAACAUGAGAAAGAGUUUGUCCGUGUUCCAGCAAUUGGCGAGGCAAAAGUAACUGAUGCUACAGGUGCAGGAGAUCUGUUUGCAUGUGGGUUUUUGUAUGGAUUGGUAAAGGGACUGUCACUGGAGGAAUGUUGCCUUGUGGGUUCUUGCAGCGGUGGGUCUGUGAUUCGAUCUCUUGGGGGUGAAGUAACCCCUGAAAACUGGCUAUGGAUGUACAAACAAAUGCAGACCAACGGUCUCUCCAUUCCGGAGCCAAGCAAAUCCUCUGUUGUGAGUCUUGUGACAUAGAAGCGUUAUUUUGUUCCGUUGUCAAGAGGUUUCUUCUACCUAUCAGCUGAAAUCCUCCUAAUUCUACUACCCUACCCCCCUCCCCCCAAACUCAAGAAAAAAAAAAGACCGAGGGAAGAAAAAAGGGAGAAAAACGAGCAGCGCUGUGUUUUUUAAGUGCCUACUCCUGCUAUUUGACUUCUCGUGAAGAAAUGUUGAACCGUAGAGUUGAUAUUGUUUAAUCUGGAUCUCCAUCUUAAUUCAGGUGUCAAGAUUCAGUUUUAUAUUCAAUGCGUUGAAACUUUGCCAUACUGCAGAUAAUCAAAGCUGUUACCCCUUGUUCCCGCUUUUUGAUUUGUAACUCUUAAUUGAACCUUGUUUCACA